UUGACCCAUCCUUAAAUCUUAAUUAAUGUCACUAUCUUAAUCUUUUUUUAUUAGAAACUCUAUUUAUCUAAAUUGAAAUCAAAUGAUUUAAUUUCUAAACUUCCUUUUUUUUUUCUUUUAGUUUUCUUUAAUCCACUUUUUUCCCGCCCCAUCCCUCAAUUAUCUAGGGUGUACUGCUGUGUUGAAUGCUCACUCAGUCGAGCACAAAGAGAGUGAAGCAGCCAGGAAAAAACCCACAUCAAAUUAUGGUUGCCUGAUCAAUUUUUAACCCUAAAAAUAUUUCUAUGAAUGUGGUAAUGAAAUGCAUCAAAUCAGGCAAUCGGACCAGUGAAGUUUAACAUUCACUUGUACAUUUGGUGAACUUCGUGAGGGUGGGAAAAUAGAAAUUAACGCAUAGGAUUGCAUUAUAAUGAAUACACAUAGUGUGUUGGAGCAUGCCCUCACUGAGAUCCUUCAUGUUCUCAACCCCUUACGGGAGGAUUUAGAAACGAGAAUGCAGAUAAUUGACGAGUUGCGAGAUGCUGUUAGUACUAUUGACAGUUUGAGAGGUGCGACAGUGGAACCAUUUGGAUCUUUCGUGUCUCAGCUUUUCACACGCUGGGGUGAUCUGGAUAUUUCUAUCGAGUUAUCGAAUGGAAAACAUAUUUCAGUUGCUGCCAAGAAGCACAAACAGAGUUUGUUGGGGGAGGUUCUAAAAGUAUUGCGGAAGACAGGUAGAUUUAGCAGGUUGCAGUUUGUAUCUCACGCAAGAGUACCUAUUUUGAAACUGGAGAGCAGAUAUCAUCAGAAUGUCUCUUGUGACAUUUCAAUUAACAACUUGUCGGGGCAGAUGAAAUCCAAAUUUCUACUAUGGAUCAGUCUUAUUGAUCGACGUUUCCGUGAUAUGGUUUUGCUGGUUAAGGAGUGGGCAAAAACAAACAAUAUCAAUAAUCCAAAAACUGGGACCUUCAACUCAUAUUCACUGUCAUUACUUGUCAUCUUCCAUUUUCAGACAUGUGUUCCAGCAAUUUUGCCUCCAAUCAAAGACCUGUACCUUGGGAACAUAGCUGGUGAACUUAUAGGGGUGAGGGCUGAUGUAGAACGACGUAUCGAGGAAGUAUCGUUCAGCAAUAUUACUAAAUUUAGAAGAGAAAGGAGAGUUAAUCACAGUAGUCUGUCUGAGCUCUUUACUUCCUUUCUAGGAAAGUUCUCGGACAUUGGUAAUAGGGCAACCGAGCAAGGCAUCUGUACAUAUACUGGGCGAUGGGAAGACAUCUAUACGACGACUAGAUGGCUCCCUAAAACAUAUGCCAUAUUUAUUGAAGAUCCCUUCGACCAACCUCAAAAUACCGCAAGAGCAGUUAACAGCAGUCAGUUGACAAGAAUAUCCGAAGCGUUCUCAAACACAUACCAUAGGAUUAUUGCUCCAAAUCAAACUCGGAAUACUCUUAUUCCCUUUCUCGUGAGGCGUGAAAUUUCUCAUUUUUUCCCGGUUGCAGCAUUUAUGAAUCCAAUGCACUCAAGGACCUAUCGAAAUUCCCACCAUUCUGGCGAUCAUGCAUCCUCAAAGUUUCAGAAGACACGACAACGGAGAAACCUCAACGAUACAGAUCCGCAAAUAGCCAAGCAAGCAUCUCAAGGACAAAGACCUUGGAAUCGACCCAAUAAAAUGGCUAGAGAAGCUACCAGGCCAUCUGAAGGGCAAAAACCGAAGUUGACACACACACUACAGACAGCCCAACCUAACAAUGUGACUUCACAGCGACCUGUUAAGCCAUCAAAAGGCCAACCCCAGCAAGUUUGGCGGCCUAAACAAUCCGAUAUUUAGCAGUUACAUGUAUAACUUCUUUUCGUUAUGUGGCUGUCAUAACUUCAUGGUAUUUUUUGUGUCAUCUCACAAUCAAGGACUCUGUAAACUGGAGUUCGAAAUGAAUUAGCCAUCUAGUCGACUCGAGGCACAGCCAUCAAGAUGAAUCACUUGGCAGUGUCAAAAGCAUUCCAAUUUAAUCAUGUUAGCUUAACUUUGGAAGUGUUCGUAAUUGCCAUGGAAAAUUUUAAUCUUCCAAA
Messenger RNA from Amaranthus tricolor (Joseph's coat), 2046 nucleotides. RefSeq names its product protein HESO1. The record is from RefSeq and is a predicted model, not a curated record. Gene Ontology annotation, molecular function: RNA uridylyltransferase activity. The coding region runs from base 410 to 1807 and encodes 465 amino acids. Lineage: Eukaryota; Viridiplantae; Streptophyta; Magnoliopsida; Caryophyllales; Amaranthaceae. The transcript is spliced from 10 exons.